Molecule: messenger RNA, 2345 nt
Organism: Hibiscus syriacus
Lineage: Eukaryota; Viridiplantae; Streptophyta; Magnoliopsida; Malvales; Malvaceae
Product: putative receptor-like protein kinase At4g00960
Exons: 7
Coding region: 95-2095 (666 amino acids)
Biological process (GO): protein phosphorylation
Molecular function (GO): protein kinase activity; ATP binding
Source: RefSeq, a predicted model, not a curated record
UAACACCCAUCUCUACCAAGAAAAAUCUGGAACAGAAGUUCUCACUUCCCUCUUUUUCUUUUUGGUCUCCGUUUCAUCAAACUAUAGAAUCUCAAUGGCGGUUAAACUUGAAGCUCUUUCUUCAUUCCUCUCUUAUCUGCUUAUUGGCAUCAGUCUUGUUGAAGCUAAUCUGAGGUGCUAUGACACUGGGAAUUUCACCGUUAAUAGUACAUAUGCCAAAAACCGAGACCUUAUUCUCUCUUCUCUCCUACCUAAUGUCUCUGCAAAAGGUGGUUUCCUUACUGAAAGUGUUGGCCAAAACUCCAGCAAAGUUUACGGUCUCGGUAUGUGCAGAGGAGACUCUACUCCUGAUGGUUGUUAUACAUGUCUCAAUUCUUCAAUCCACGACCUCAUAGCUAGCUGUCCCAACCAGAAAGUAGCCCUUUCAUGGGGAGGUGACCCCCCAUGUAUUGCACGCUAUUCAAAUCGUCCCUUCGUCGGAAUCCUCGAGCUAGAACCGACAGACGCAGGCUAUAAUACGGGCAAUAUACCAUCGAACUUAACAGAAUUCGAUACGGUCUGGGAGAGAUUGAUGGACAGUGUGGCGAGAAAGGCUUCCAACGGCUCUUCUGCUCUUAAGUAUGCAACCGGAGAAGCUUAUUUCGAUGUAUUCCUAAAGAUAUAUGCACUAAUGCAGUGCACUCCGGAUUUAUCGGACAAGGAUUGUGAUUCCUGCCUAAGGCAAUCCGUUGCUUAUUAUGAAAGCUGUUGCCAUGGAAAGCAGGGAGGUUAUGUUCAGAAGCCUAACUGUUGGUUUAGAUGGGAUUUGUAUACCUUUUAUUUAUCAAAUGCCUCUACUACUGCCUCAACUCUGUCUCCUCCACCCUCACCUGCAAGUCCUCCGCCGCUGCAGUCGGUGAACACGACACUCACAAAAAGGGAAAGAGGCCGUUCAUCUCAAACACUAGUCAUUAUAGUUGUUCCAAUUGUCAUUUUUGGAGCUGUGAUUGUCAUACUUGCAGCUGCUUUUCUCCUUAAGAGGAUCAAGAAAACCAAGCCGGAUGAUCAAAACAACAAGAACCAUGUGGAAUCUCUGCAAUUCAACUUUAAUGUUGUAAGAGUUGCAACCGAAAACUUCGCGGAUGCAAACUUGCUUGGACGAGGUGGAUUUGGUUCAGUUUAUAAGGGCAAGCUUGAAGAUGGGCGAAAAGUAGCUAUAAAGAGGCUGUCUGGAAAUUCGGCACAAGGAGAGCAAGAAUUCAAGAAUGAAGUCAUGCUAUUGGCGAAGCUUCAACACAGGAAUUUGGUUAGGCUUCAUGGUUUUAGCAUGGAACAGAGAGAAAGGGUUCUCAUCUAUGAGUUUCUGCCUAACUCAAGCCUUGACAAAUUUAUUUUCGAUCCAGUAAAGCGAUUACAACUAAACUGGGAGAAGAGGUACAAAAUCAUAGAGGGAAUAGCAAGGGGACUUCUUUAUCUUCAUGAAGAUUCUCAGUACCGAAUCGUCCAUCGGGACUUAAAAGCAGCCAACAUAUUGUUGGAUGAAGAGAUGAAUCCUAAAAUCUCAGAUUUUGGAAUGGCGAAAUUGUUUGUGGUGGAUCAAACUCAAACUGAUACGAGCAAAAUCGCCGGGACCUUUGGAUACAUGGCUCCAGAGUAUGCAUGCCAUGGUCAAUAUUCAGUUAAAUCUGAUGUUUAUGCCUUUGGAGUGUUGGUUUUGGAAAUCAUUACUGGUCAAAAAAUCAAUAGCUUCUCCAACGAAGCGGGAGAGUCUCUUCUAAUCCAUGCAUGGAGAAAUUGGAAUGAUGGAGCUGCUUUUGAAGUUGUAGAUCCGAUUCUGAGGGAUGGCUCGAGAAGCGAAAUAAUGAGAUGUAUCCAUCUCGGGUUGCUUUCCGUUCAAGAAAAUAUUUCUCAUAGACCGACCAUGGCCUCUGUGAUUCUCAUUCUUAGUAGCUAUUCCAUAUCUCUUCCGGUGCCAUCGAGACCUGCAUUCGUUAUGAAUUCCACCACGGUGACAGCAACAAUGUCCAAAUCUUCAUCAAUUUCUAAUCAAUCUAAAACUGAAGCCAUCCAAUUCUCAGUCAAUGAGGCUUCAAUUUCUGAACUAGAUCCUCGAUGAAGUUUACCCUGAUUAAACACCAUAGGCAUUGCUCAUGUUCAUAACAUGUUGCACUUGCAGCCAUCGCUAGAUCAUCAUCGUCCUUAACCUCCACAGGCAGUUGAAGCAACUCUUCUUUGUGAUUAUCUUAACACGUCCAUCCAUGUAACCUUAUAUUGAACUUUUUGUUUUGCUAGAUCAAGCAUGUUAUUUCAUGCAUGCUUGAUUUGAGAUGCAGAUGUUCCAGCUGCCAUAUUUUUUACUCAAAUCA